Messenger RNA from Besnoitia besnoiti, 1119 nucleotides. RefSeq names its product SAC3/GANP family protein. The record is from RefSeq and is a predicted model, not a curated record. The transcript has 6 exons. Gene Ontology annotation, biological process: proteasome-mediated ubiquitin-dependent protein catabolic process. Gene Ontology annotation, cellular component: proteasome regulatory particle, lid subcomplex; nucleus; cytosol. NCBI's taxonomy places the organism in Eukaryota, Apicomplexa, Conoidasida, Eucoccidiorida, Sarcocystidae. The coding region runs from base 1 to 1119 and encodes 372 amino acids.
AUGGCGAGCCCGCAGCUGCAGACGGGGCUGCAGGAGGCGCAGGAGGCCCUCCACGUCGUGCGCGAGCAGUACGUGAAGGGGCACCUGGAUCUGACGAAGGCGUGGCAGCUGCUUCAAAAAGUGAAGAUCUUCGUCACACUCAACCCCCUGAGCAACUUCUCCGAGCCGUCGCUCCUCAAGGCUGUAGCCCUUGUGGGUCAGGAGUGCUUCGAGCUCGCCGCGCUUCUGAGCGUCGCAGAGAUGCAGGAGCAAAUGCGGAGUGUUGAGGGCGGCGCGGCCGGCAUGGCUGACGAGCCCUUGGAGGGCGAAGACAACUUCGAGCGCCACAUGCUCAUGCUGCUCCCAUACUACACAGACUACGCUGAACUGCUUCCCCCUUCUCAGUUCCAGGGCGAGCUCCUCUGCCUGUAUCUCCUCUCGUUUCUGGCCUCGAAUCGCAUCGGCGAGUUUCACAUGGCGCUGCAGAUGCUCGCCCCACAGAUCCGCGCCGACCCGCGCAUCGCCGAAGUGCUUGCGCUGGAGCAGCACCUAAUUGAAGGCAGCUACGGCUUCAUUUCGGAGCUGCAGCGCGCGCAGAGCGGCGAGCAGAAAAACGGCGCUGGCGCCGGGACGUUGCUGCCUGCCUCGGCUCACGUGUUCAUCGAGAAACUCGUAAAGACCGUUCGCCUGAAGGCUGCCGCUUGCCUCGAGAGGGCGCACGACCAGGUCGACGUCGACUACGCCAUGCUGGCGCUCAACUUGAACAGCCUCGGCGAGCUCGAAGUCUUUGUCGAGCUGCACAACCUCGGAAAGCAACAGGAGGCUGCGAUGCAUGCCGGCGACGCAAAGCUCAAUGGAACCGCAGGUUCGCUGGGCCGUCUUCACCACGCAGACGGGGGAGCUGCCGCUGCAGGCAGCGUGAGCACGUUGGCUGCGGGCGUCGGCUCAGGCAGUUUCGCUGCAGCGGUGAGUUUCUCAGCAUGCGGCGAGGCCGACCAUGAGUGGGAGAUUCAAGGCAAAGUGCUCAAGUUCCACAAGAAGAGCGACAAGCUCGCCGCGCCUCAGCACUGCAGCAUCCAGGCGCUCAACGUCAUCGGCAACCUCAUCGAGUAUGCCACGGAGCUCGAGCGCAUCGUCUAA